Messenger RNA from Porites evermanni, 8089 nucleotides. The record is from the annotation of a GenBank genome assembly. Lineage: Eukaryota; Metazoa; Cnidaria; Anthozoa; Scleractinia; Poritidae.
AUGAAAAAGGCUUUUGCUGCACUCAUAGCUCUCUCCAUCGUUUAUGGACUUUGCAGUGCAAAAGGGUGAGACGUAUUUAUUUUCACUGUAUGUAAGAUUACUGAUAGGAAAACCAUGGUUAAAAUGCGCACAGGCAAUCAUAAAUUAAUGAUUGAAUCAAGUAGAUACCACCAGAACAGGGAGAGAUUAGACCUGGUCUGCAAGCUUUACUUUCGGCAGAUCGGACUGAAGACGAAUUUCACUCUCUCUUCACUUGUCUUAAGUAUUCUACUCUAACGGACAAAUUUUAAUGUACAAUAAAAUGUACCUUCAUUUUCAAAAUAUCGAGCAAAUUUUUUUUCAGUAGAAAUAACGAUGAAAUUUGACAUACCCUUCCCUGCCAGGUUUACGCGGUAAAUUGUUACAACUUUAGCAUAAUGAUAAGCUUAAUCUUUCCUGCUACCUGAACUUAUUUGUCAUGUAAAAUGUUCUUCCAUUUUGUUUUCUUUGGUAAGUUUUAUGGGAUUUGUCCAUACUGUAUAUUCUGUAUUUUCAUAACGAUACGUGUUGUGGUUUUGAGCGGCCUAGAAAGUACCCGGCCAGCUAAAUUGUGCGCUUCUUCUUCGGUGCGUUUAUCAUUUUAAACUUUCGCACGUCAACCUGAUAUUUUCUUUUAAACGUUAACCUCGCUAAUCCUCAGAUGUCUGAUUGUUGCCUGCUUCCUGUGUAUUUCUCUCUGUCGUAGUCGCAACUGCUGUAUGAGCGUAUAAUCACAGGCUGAUUUAGCGGAGAGUACAUACCGCAGCCCCUUCUUAAUGCUGUUUAAUUUCUAAAGAACUCUUUCGAAGCUGCGUCCUCCAGAGCCUUAAUUUUUGGACAAAACGCCGUGCGAGAGUUCUUUAAACAAGUAUCUGUUUCUAAAAAGCUGGUACACCACAAGCCUAGACCACUUUUUCUGAAUUUUCUGGAUCUACUCCUGAAUGUGACAGCUGUUCAGAAAUCUUCGGCUAUUUACGAGAAGAAGACCUUAACAUGCGCGUACAUUCUUGGGCUGCUGGGGGCUGUAGAUUCCCGAAAGGCAAUAUCCCGAAGGACCGUGCCGCCAUAUAUAGGAUAUGUAUAUAGAUAUGUGCCGCUGUGAAGGCUAGUCUGGGAUAGGUAUAGAAAUCAGAGAGUUUAAAACUAGAAUAGGGUAUCAUCUUCCAAAAAACUGAUAAAUUGAUUGAAGAUUUUAGUCUAGACUAUGGACGGCGAGCGAUGAAAGGCAGCUGUAUUGCAAGCUUAAUACUAGUUCCUUUAAUAUUUUCAACUUAAAUUUGUCAAAUGACACGUUAAUUAAAGAAAAGAGUGUUCAAAAUCAUCUGCUAUAGGAACUCACUGGAAUUCAGCUACAACUAAUCCUGGCCUCAGAAAUAUACUACGUACUGAAAAUGAAAUUAACGUACUGCUUCUGAAUGAGAUUAUGGAAAGGAUGAGCUCCAAUCUUGGACAUGCAAAUACUACUCGUAAAUAUAACUGCUUCUGUCUGAACAGGGUCAAAGGCCUAAGACAGCUUUCCAUUUAAGCUCAUUUAAUUUCAAGGCUAGGCAUUAAAUUCACUAAAAGACAGACAGAUUGUAAAUAGCUACGAAAACCAGAGAAAACAAUCUUUCUUUCCCCCCAUUGCUUGAACGAAUCUUGAUAAUUUAUCGAUCUGAUGAAAACAAAAAUGAAAAAAGGUUGUUUAGUGUAAUUAAUGGUUUCAUCUGCAAGAGUUUAUAUCAUUUGUUUUUGCAUUUGCUCUGAUCUCGGAUUCCACGAAUCACUUUAGGUUUACUGCGUUGAUUACGUCAUAAUACUAGAUCUCCCCCAUAGGCUAGCGUUUCCGCUCGAGGUAAUGCGCGAAUCAAAAGCUGAAACGAAAACAAAACAAGAAAUGAAGAGGACACAGUUUUUUGCUCUCGCUCCAAGUUUUUGCGCACGGAAACGCUUGCUACACAGGCUACCCAUAGGCCACCUUGUCGAGCCUUGGUUUGCAUAUCGAUAGGAAACCUUCCGGCAGUGAACAUAAAUUUGGGCUCCUGAAUUUGUAGGAAAGUCAGCCGGUGUACGAUCAAGUUCGGCCGUGCCUUCUAGAUUCAGGAAGAUUGUAUCGUCAAGAGCAAGGUGCAAUUAUCAGAGGAUCCGUUCAAAAGACAUUUAAUCUCGAGAAAAUCAAACUUUAAGGGAAUCUAGAUCGAAUGGUUUCCAAAGAAUAUAGCUCAUUUGUAAAUGUAAAACAAAAUAUAUUUACAUAGAGCACCUCAAUUAAUCCUUAUCAAAUCCCUCUUUCUAGCAAUGUUUUCACACUCGUUUUUAAAGAGAUUUAAACUAUUUUUGCCAAUUGAAAUUNUGCGCGAAUCAAAAGCUGAAACGAAAACAAAACAAGAAAUGAAGAGGACACAGUUUUUUGCUCUCGCUCCAAGUUUUUGCGCACGGAAACGCUUGCUACACAGGCUACCCAUAGGCCACCUUGUCGAGCCUUGGUUUGCAUAUCGAUAGGAAACCUUCCGGCAGUGAACAUAAAUUUGGGCUCCUGAAUUUGUAGGAAAGUCAGCCGGUGUACGAUCAAGUUCGGCCGUGCCUUCUAGAUUCAGGAAGAUUGUAUCGUCAAGAGCAAGGUGCAAUUAUCAGAGGAUCCGUUCAAAAGACAUUUAAUCUCGAGAAAAUCAAACUUUAAGGGAAUCUAGAUCGAAUGGUUUCCAAAGAAUAUAGCUCAUUUGUAAAUGUAAAACAAAAUAUAUUUACAUAGAGCACCUCAAUUAAUCCUUAUCAAAUCCCUCUUUCUAGCAAUGUUUUCACACUCGUUUUUAAAGAGAUUUAAACUAUUUUUGCCAAUUGAAAUUGCAUUUCAAAAGCGCUUCGUUUCAAGCACAAUAAUGGUAGUAGUGACAGCAACAGACCUAUUUUUUCUUCUAUAGAUUGCAAUCCUCUAAUGACACCGUUUGCCAGCGUUUUCCAAAGGAUGUUGUGAUUGGUUUUGGUAAGUUUUCUGUCUGAUUAAAAAACCCUUCCCGCAUUUCAUCCCAGUGAGCACACACAAUUACAAGUGAAUGAAGACGAGAAAAAAAGUUCAUCAGAUAUCGAGUUUAUGUCCUGAGUUUGUGCCUUCGACUGUGUUUACAGCAAUGCGGAAAAGGUCUAUGCUUGAUUUCCUGUCGAAGACUUGGUACUUUCCAUGUCUGUAUGCACUGUGUCCCUGUGUGUAUACUGCACGUGAUUUUGCCCCUGCUUUACGUUCCUUUAGCUUUUUACUUGUCCCUGUGUGUGUACUGCAAGUGAUUUUGUCCCUGCUAUAAGUCCCUGUCAAUUGUCCCUGAGGGUGUACUGCACGUGAUUUUGCCUCUGCUUUACGUUCCUGUCACUUGCCCCUGAGUGUGUACUACACGUGAUUUUGCCCCUGUUUUACGUUUCUUUUUACUUGUCCCAGGGUGUGUAAUGCACGUGAUUUCGCCCCUGCUAUACGUUCCUGUUACUUUUCCCUGUAUGUGUACUGCACGUGAUUUUGCCCCUGCUAUACGUUACUGUUGCCUGUCAAUGUGUGUGUACUGCACGUGAUUUUGUUGCUAACACGCAUGUCCUUACAACACGAGCCCUCGUUUUUCCUUUUCUCCCAUGAAACCCUUAUGACAUCACUUAUCGUUCUUUUGGUCCAUUUUAGUUAGAGCGGAGGCGCGGUUCAUUACACAUGAUGUGGGUGAAUGUAAGGAAGUAACUCAACAGGUAGUGAAAGAUACCAAAUGUCGUUAAGUGCUCUCUUUCAUCAGUGAUUCCACAUAGUACAUACAGUUUCGUGGUAAAUAAGUCUAUUUCCUGUUGUGAGCCAAAUUUGUGACUUGCUUGAUUAGUAAACGCAGCAGUAGCUCGGUGUUAGAGCGCUGAACUGCGGAGAGGGAGGUCGCGAGAUAAUUGACACGACCGGACAACUUGAGGUCUAUCUAUAUUUAUAACUAUUUCAAAAACUGGUUGCCACCAUUUGGUUAAGUUCCUUUUUAAGUAUGAGGUUUAGUUUUUGGUCCUGGGAUUUUUUUAACCCCGAUUUUUGCCCCAUUGGGUCAUCCCCGUCACAGUAAAAUGCGGAGGACUCCCCUGGGAGAGGUAUAGUAGGUAUCGGAGGGCUUUGGCUGUCAGCAGUCUUAACAAAGUGGAACGUUUGUAAGCACCAUAAUUUUUAGGUAACUUCGACAGCUCUCUUAUUUUUCUUGAUCUUAAACAAAUUAUGAUGAUAUGUGAUUUCCCUUUUUAGGAAUUUUUUAAAAUCCUUGUACAUAAUUUUAAAGUAAUUUUUUAUCAUGUAGUUUUAAUUUACGCAAGGCCCCCUUUGAUACCAGCCAAUGGCUGAUAGGGCUAGCCUGCCUAAAUAAAGUUGACUUGACUUGAUCAUGUUACUUUCUCAAGUACUGCAUUUGUAACCUUUUUAAAAAUUAGCUUCCGGCUCCAGACCGAAUUAAUAAAACCGGCAACAGCUGUAUCCCACAAAGCAGCACAGAGGAACGUAUCUUGCUGUAUAAUCAGCAUGUGAUUGUAAAAGAUACAAUUCGUGCAUGUCAGAAAGUGCCAAAUGGUUGUGUGCGCCUGCCAAAUACAGUCACGUAUUAUCCGGGAACCAAGUAUAGCAAGAGCGUCGAUGUCGGCGUUUGUGGGGGAGGCUGUCAAGAGGGCUUCGCUUGCAAAUCUGUCAUGAAUGUCACAGCAGCCAUACGCGGUCCAAAUGGUGAGUAAAUCAAGCAUGUACAGUAAAACCUCGAAAUAGCAAACACUCCGCUACCCCAGUUAUAGUUACAUGUAUCCCGGGGGGGGGGGGCACUUGGGUAUUUUUUGGGUGGGUAUCUGCCGCCUGGGACUCCAAAUUGGCACCGCGUUCUAAAAAAACUUUCCCCUAAAAUUGAUACCCCGUUCUACAAAUGGGCCAAUUUUUUAUACCCCGUUCUAGAAUUCGCCCUAAAACAGAUACCCCGUUCUAGAAAUGGGCCAAUUUUUUAUACUCCGUUCAAGAAAGUUUGUAAAUUGAAAUAGCCCUGUUUUUUUUAAAAGAUAUUUCUCUAGUUGUUCGACCUAUACAUCAAAUAAACGCUUCUUCAUAAUCAGCAAGAAUUUUAAGCAGAAGAUAAAGCCGUGAUCCACAAUUUUUUAUACCCCGUUCUAGAAAACACCUCUGAAAUGGAUACCCCGUUGUAAAUCAGGAGCUUCAAAAUCACGACGCCGUUGGGGGGCACAUGCCCCUAUAGGUAAUGUAUGGGGGUCCCCCCCCCCCCCCCGGGCAUGUAUCCGACGUGAUCCGUAUCCUAACAUAACGCACUUCCGUCCCAGUCCCUCGGUACUUUUUAUUGCUGGUUUACAGAUGACGUCAUGGUGGCCGCCGUCUUGGUUGCCAAAAGUACAACAGCUUUUCACUCCGAUGGAAACUCGGACGAACUUAUCCUCGUUAUAGCUUGAAAUUUAAGCCGCCCAUUUUACACCCUCUCGUCAAAACUAUAACGUUAUUUUCUCGAUCUUUAACGAUGGUAGUUGUUAUAAUUUGUCUUUCAAAGGUGUACGAAGCAUUUCAGUCAUAAAGCAGUGCUCAUGCGUAAAACCAUAUUGCUACAGAGCAACACAUUUUGAAGCGUUUCUUGAACAAUACGCUGAUGGUAAAGGAAAGAUGGCUACCAGGACUAAGGUAUAUAAACAGCGUUAAUAUCAAAGAUGCAUCGAAUAAGAGUAUUUAACAUAUUUUAAAUAAUCUGAGGUUUUUUUUGUUUUUUUUUUACAAACGGCAACUUGAGAAACACUGGAGGCUUAUUAUCGUCAGCCGUGAAAAGGCCAAUAAAUAUUGAAACAAAUCUGACGACCUCAUGUGUUUUACAAUGAUGGAAAUAAAGUGAAACAUUUAAAAUGAUUCAAGAUGGAUGGAAAAAAAUGAAAGAUAGUCGUUUAACUGCCAAAAUAUAAAGUAUAGAACAAACGAAAACCAAAUUAAGUCACUCCAACCUGUAAGAAGGGCCCUCCUGCAGUGAUCACGUCAGAAGAGGAAAUUUCACCACUCGUUUGUAAGCAUAAUUCUUCUUACUUUCACUCUUUGUGCGAGGGUAUUCUUUUCAACUCUACUGCCUUGGAUCGGGAAUUCAUUAAUGCAAACUGACUUCGCAACUUCAAAAUCUCAAACGGUGGUGAAAUUUGCUCCUCUGAUCAUGACGAAAACAUGCAUAAGAGCUAAGAACAUUUCCGAGUUGCCGCAAGUGUCUGUUUCCUUUCAUUGGGGUGAAAAUGGUUUGUUUAUUGUCAUGCAAAUAUAACUCAUUUUCACAAGAAAGGUUUUACACUUAGCCUCGUUUUGAAAGUGAGAUUUUGUGGAACUCGCAAGUAGCCUAUUUAUAAAACUAUGCAGUGUUUUAAUGGCAAUCACUUCUUAGCUUUCUCUCUUUUAGUUUAACGUCUAGUAUCAAUGCCUGACUUAACUUUUAGCAAUAGAGUUUUUUCUUUAAUAUAAAAUAAAUACACCUCUUUUUCUUUUCAGUUGGUGGACAUGGGUAAAUGCGUCUACGAAGAAUCCUGCCCCUCCUACAAGAAUCGUGAUGGGUGAGUCAAUUGUGACACAUGCGGAGGUUCCAAAGCCAAACUCAAGUGAAAAUUCUAAAUUUACUUUCGCGUCAUUUUUUGAAUAACGAAUAACAAGUAUUCAUUUGUAAAAAAAACAAAAAAACAAAUAAAACCGAUUUGCGGCCCUUCUGUCAUACCAGUUGAGCACAAUUUUAACUAAACCACCUUUAUGAAAUAAUUAUUUUAGCUCACUGUGGAACUCAUUUCAACCCUGAAGUCCAAAUGUAAAUAAGCGAUAACAUUGCGCGGAUCAUUAUACCUUUCUGGGAAACUGCCCACCUACCCCUCCCCUAAGCCAACAUUUUGCCCUUAGUGAGAAGGUAGCGUAAAAAAAUGGGUUAGGGGAGGGGUAGGUGGGCAGUUUCCCAGAAACGUAUAAUGAAUGCGCUCGGCACCGUCUUGAAUAUUCACGGUAAAUAACUGGGCUCGAUCUUGUGACGUCACUGGAUGAAAAAUACCCGGAUUUAGCGUCCACACGAUUCCAGAUUCAUAGUGGAUUCAAACAUUUCCACAUCUGGAGAGCGGAUCCAAAAGGUUGCGGAUUCGUACGGCGGAUACACCGGAUACGUGUAGACGGAAGCCGAAUUCGCAAAGAAAAACUUGCGGAUCCAAAAAUAUUUGGUUAUGUGUGGACAGGGCCUAAUUCUUUUUUAAACCUGGAUACAGUCCUUUAGAAUAUAACUCCAGAAAAAUUCCCAAACAUUGGGAAAUUGAGCGACAUGGAAAAAGAGCGAUGAAUACUGAAACAGUGUGGACUCACUUUUUAAGAGACCCAGUCCCACCUUAUGUCGAGCUCUGACAUGCAUAGGAUGGCUCAAAAUACGUCACUCGACCCAGGCCCAAAAUGCCCAGGGCCUAAGAUAUUAAUUAUACAUAUUUAGCAAGCUGUAAAAAAUGGAGAUUUAUCUACAAUCGAAAACAAUCUGUGGCCUCGUUUAUUAAAGGUUUUCUUUUUUUUAUUAUUCUAGCUUAGUCUGUUAUUCAGUUUAACAAAUUUGGGGUUAUAUGCACUUUAAGCUAAAUAAGCACUCACAGACACGAUCCCAGCCCUUUGAGUAAUGUGAAUGCCAUUUAUCCAUUUUUAUUUCCUACUUUCUGCGUGUUCACUUAAUCGUAAAACAAGCAUUACAUUGCGCAGGCCGUCUUUCCUCAUACACUGCUUAACCAAACGAGCUCCAAUGACACACUCACAGGCAUAUCACUUAGGGCAUGCCUUUUUCAUUCAAGCGAAGCACAGACGCCACAAAAUCAUUACAAAUGCUUAAUAAGAGGCUGGCCUUGAAAUCUACAGUGACUUCAUGUUGGUUUUUUGAAAAACAAAAUCGACCGACUUACACAUUGACUCUUUAUUUUAUUUUCAAAUAGACCAAGAAGAGAUCCAGCCUCAUGGCCGCCCAGAUUUUGGCCGGACACCUUAUGUGAAUCGGAGAAAAAAAAGUACCACACAUUUAUCUCAAGUGGAGGUCGCCACAUGAACAUCUCUACCAUAGAAACGUGCCACUGUGAAUCCUAA